This is a messenger RNA of Trichoderma harzianum CBS 226.95, 2010 nucleotides long. RefSeq lists its product as hypothetical. The record is from RefSeq and is a predicted model, not a curated record. Bases 1 to 2010 code for a protein of 669 amino acids. Lineage: Eukaryota; Fungi; Ascomycota; Sordariomycetes; Hypocreales; Hypocreaceae. The transcript has 3 exons.
AUGCGCCUUAUUGAUUUGGAAGAAUGGAAAGCACUCCAAGCGAUCCAGCCUUAUCUUUAUAAGGCAGCUCAGUAUGGAGAGGCAGGCAUUAGCGAAUCUCCGCCGCACGUGGUAACCCCAUUUCAAUUUCUUCAAUAUGAGCUCUUGCAGCUUGUUAUCUCAAUACAACCCGACUUAGAAGUCGACCUUGAAAUAAUCCGCCACAUUAAAAAGGAAGCAAUCGAGCUUUUCGAAAAGAUUUACCCAAUUCUACAGCGAAUUUUGUCCAACGAGCCCCCUUCUGCCUCCCUCCAAUGUAUUCAGAAACUUCUUGGCCUGCAAGUGCUUAGUGGCAAAGAGAAAACUGAGGCCGAUUCAACUUUGCCGGGAACAAUGUCAUUGAGUGAUGCGAAAUCGAUUGUUCCAGCACUCACAUCAUUCAACAAGCGCAUAGAAUCCAUAUUAAGGGCUCAUCUACAUGAUGUCACACCAGCAGCUGAGAACCUCGAACUGAGCUCUGUAACUCUUUACGGAGACAAGAGGACGUUAAUAGAUGCAUUUCUUAUGAGUUUAGAGCGGCAUAUGGCUUGUUGUAAGAGACGAUCUGAACAUCAUAUGCUUCUACAAGGAGCCGGCCAGAGCUGGCAGGCUGAAGACAAGUCGCUAAUUUCCUUGCUUCUUUCCUCUUGCGGAGAUCUGACAGGAUGGCAAGAGAUCGAAUGCCUAUCUGAUGGAGGGUUGCCUGGAGACGAGCAUAAUAAAGUAAAACUCAGACCUCUGCAAAGUCUCUGUGAGGAUAUUACUGUUGCACAGUGUUACAACGAGGUUUUAAACCUUCUCUUACUCGAAGGAACGCUGUACAAGCAGCCAAGGGAACAGAAGCGUGCUCAAAGGCGGGCCAUGGUACAAGUGAAAACGUUAGAGGAGCUGAUUGAAAAAAAGCACUUUUCUCCAAUCCGAUCAUGCUCGCUCUCUGCCAAAAGCUUCACUAUUCAGGAAAAGAGAGAACUCUCUUUGAAUCUGGGCUGGUGCUUCUUUUACCUUUUCGACUGUCCUUGGACACAUAGCGGUUGGUCUGCGGAUACUAUCUCACUCCUAUUAUCGGCAACCGGAUCCUCAAGCUCCCUCGAGUUCGAGACACCACCUUACAUUCGCUGCGAUCCACAACGUACCUCAUCUGAGAAGGAUGAGAAUGACCUGAGUAACAUAAUGAAAGAUUCCGUCUUCCUUGCCCUAGGCAAACUUCUCGUGGAAAUGGAGCUGGGUAGGCGGAUUACUGCGACAGAGUGUGAUAGACUUGGGCGGCCUAACCUCUGGCUGACUUUAUCCAAAGUCCUUGAUGAUGAAAUGCUUUAUGCAUGUGACGACUAUCUCAAGGCGAUUGAAGGAUGCCUCGAGUUGCACCGUUCUGAAUCCGAGUUAACAUCAGAAGAAAGUACAACGAAACCAGCGAAGGUCAUAUACAAUUCGAUAGUUGCAAACCUAGAGAAGGACCUUGCGCACUAUCGCAAACGAAGCAAGAAGCGACGCCGUAGCGUUUCUUGCCCCCCUAUGGACCUGGAUUCGAGCAUCACGUCUACGGCUGAGUUAAUGCCCGUCCGGAUGACAAAGUUUCGCGAUGAAAAAACAGAUAUUUCUCACGUAGGAAGCUGUGAGGAUGUGUCAGCUUCUAAUUUCAAGGAUUCAAGGGGACCUUGGAACAAUCAAGUGUCGCGCAUUCAACCAGAGGAAGCAGCGAUUGUUGCAGGGCAGGAAAGCAAGCAGAUACCGAAACGUGCCCGCAUCUCAACAGAUUAUUCUACUUCGGAAUUUAGAAGGGUGGAUAUAUCCAGCCUACUUAACACCACUACCACUUUUCCUCCUGUGCCCACCCGCUUCGUCCGGAUAUUUGAUGAUCUGGAACCCGACACAUCCCUAGCAGACUCUAGGGCCAUAUCUUCGACCAAAACCUUUCUGGAGAAUAUGACUUCUUUCAUUGAAGCAUACGUUCCUAAAGUCUAUACAUGCCAUAAACGGAUCAAAGUUUUAUAA